This is a messenger RNA of Scedosporium apiospermum, 975 nucleotides long. RefSeq lists its product as uncharacterized. The transcript is spliced from 4 exons. Gene Ontology annotation, molecular function: oxidoreductase activity. NCBI's taxonomy places the organism in Eukaryota, Fungi, Ascomycota, Sordariomycetes, Microascales, Microascaceae. The record is from RefSeq and is a predicted model, not a curated record. Bases 1 to 975 code for a protein of 324 amino acids.
AUGCCCGAAGAUCGUCAGCCUGUAGAAAUAAUCCUUGGAACCCAUACGAUUGGAGACUCUUCGGCUCUGCCUGGAGUCAUACACUUCGACGAUGUAAAAGACGUCCAAGCCGUACUGGACUCAUUUUACAACCGUGGCUUUAGAACCAUCGACACUGCGCGGAACUACACUGGCUCCGAGGACCGUCUCGGCAAGGCCGGCGCCGCCUCGCGCUUCACCAUUCACACCAAAGUCCUCGACGGGCCUCCCGGCUCCCACGAGCCUGCCAAGCUCGAAGCAAGUAUCGACAAGUCACUCGCCGAUCUUCGGACCUCCUCUGUCGAGACCAUGUUCCUGCACGUGCCUGACCGCCAGACGCCCUUCGAGGACGUGGCCGAAGCGAUGGACAAGGCUUUCCGGCAGGGCAAGUUUAAGAAUUUCGGGCUCUCGAAUUACUCCCCGGCCGAAGUGCAGCAGUUCAUCGACAUUUGCGAGGAAAAGGGCUUUGUGAAGCCCAGCAUAUACGAGGGACACUAUAAUGCUAUUGUGAGGGGUGGUGAGAAGGAAUUGAUCCCGCUCCUCCGCAAGCAUAACAUGGCCUUCUUCGCUUACAGCCCUGCAGCAGGUGGCCUUUUUACAGGUAAUGCUGGUAAUUCGACCGCCUCCAAGCGGUGGAGCAAGGACAAUAUCAUCGGGAAGGUGUAUAGUGACACGUACGGCAAGCCAACUGUUGAAGACACCGUUGCUGCUGUUCGCCAAGCGGCAGAGAAGUAUGAUGUUACUGGACAUGCAGCUGCGCUGCGAUGGACAGCGUUCCACUCCAUCUUGGAUGGGAAAUAUGGCGACGCCGUUAUAUUCGGAGCCCGCAACAUGGAGCAGCUCGAGCAGUCUCUCGAGGCCUUUGAGGCCGGGAGGCUUCCAGCAGAGCUUGCCGACGCAAUAUCCGCGGUUUACAAGGCAGUGGAGGGCGAAGAUGAGCCUCCCUUUCACCUGUAG